Molecule: messenger RNA, 1033 nt
Organism: Sphaeramia orbicularis (orbiculate cardinalfish)
Lineage: Eukaryota; Metazoa; Chordata; Actinopteri; Kurtiformes; Apogonidae
Product: olfactory receptor 52K1-like
Exons: 1
Coding region: 10-930 (306 amino acids)
Biological process (GO): G protein-coupled receptor signaling pathway
Cellular component (GO): plasma membrane
Molecular function (GO): G protein-coupled receptor activity; olfactory receptor activity
Source: RefSeq, a predicted model, not a curated record
GAGUCACUGAUGGAGAACGUCUCCUCACACCAGACCUUCAUCCUAAACUGUUUCGAUGACUUCGGAGCGCUGAGGCCCCUCCUCUUCAUCCCAUACUCCUCCAUGUUUGUCCUCUCAUUCUAUGCCAACGUUCUGCUGAUCUACGUUAUAGUUUCACAGAAGAACCUCCACUCGCCGAUGUACAUCCUGAUCGCCUGCAUCGCUGUCGUAGACCUGGGCCUCCCACUGGUUGUUGUUCCCCACAUGUUGCUGAGUUUCCUGUUGGACUGGAGGGGAAUCUCUGUGAGCGGCUGCCUCGUGCAAAUGUUUUUUCUUCACUUUGUUGGAUCUUUCCAGUCCACGGUCCUGGUGUGGAUGUCUCUGGACCGAUACUUCGCCAUCUGUACGCCGCUCCACUACCAGGAACACAUGGCGAUGAAGAAAUUCCUGAAGUUUGUGAUCCCGUUUCUGGUCAGAAACUUCUUCCUGAUGACGCUCUUUGUGAUUCUGGCGGGAAAGUUGUGGUUCUGUGGUGGAAACAUGAUAAGCCACUGUUUCUGCGAACACAUGGCGGUGGUGGCGCUGGCCUGUGGAUCCACUGCCAUCAACAGCCUGGCUGGACUGUUGACGGUGUUCUUCAACCUUGUGGUUGAUUUCUUGGUUAUUGCUGCGUCUUAUGUGAUCAUCUUCAGUUCUGUGCUGAGGUCAGGGAGGUCAGGGGGUAAAGCUCUUCACACCUGUUUUACUCACAUUUCCGUCAUCGUGGUAAGCUUGACUAUUGUGCUCAUUGCGUUCCUGUCGUAUCGGAUCAGAAAUAACCUUCCAAUAGAUGUUCGGGUUUUCGUCAGCACCAUGUACCUGGUGUUUCCGAGCUGUUUCAACCCAAUCAUCUACGGCAUCAGAAUCACAGAGAUACGACAGAACAUCCUGAAGACACUGAACUGCUGCUGAUUUGACAAAACUAUGACUCAUUCUUACUGUAAAUUUAUGUGGAAAUGACAUUUAACAUAUUAACACAUAUUUAAGAAUGUCGAAUAUUUGGUGAAAUGUUUGU